This is a messenger RNA of Menidia menidia (Atlantic silverside), 2931 nucleotides long. Lineage: Eukaryota; Metazoa; Chordata; Actinopteri; Atheriniformes; Atherinopsidae. The record is from the annotation of a GenBank genome assembly.
AACAAAAACUUUUCUCUGGAUUUUAAAAACAAAAAACAAAAAAACAAACAGCUGCUAUGGAAGUUUUUCUCGUUGCUUUGCUCUGUGUCUGCAGCUUCGUUGCGGCAGAGGAAGACCAAAGAUUGCCGAACAAAUGCGAAGUGUGCAAGUUUCUGACAGUCGAGCUGCAGGAAGCUUUGGAAAAAACGGGCCGCUCCAAAGAGGUGCUGGAGGUUGGAGAGGUGCUGGACACGGGCAGGAGGAGGAGGAAGAUCAAGUACAACACCUCGAUCCAGAACAAUCACAGCUUUGACCUUUGGGCCGGUCAGAGGCCAGAACUGAAGCCUUAUUUGUCCAAAUCCAGGGAGACGCGUCUGACCGAGGCGGUGGACAACAUCUGCGAGCGCGUCCUGCAGUACAACGUCCACGCCGAGCGGCCCGGCAGCCUCCGAUACGCCAAAGGUUCCAGCCAGACCAUGACCACGCUGAAGAAUCUGGUCCACAAAGGGGUCAAAGUGGACCUGGGCAUGCCCUUUGAGCUGUGGGACGAGCCCUCGGUGGAGGUGUCGCUCAUGAAGAAGCAGUGCGAGACGAUGCUGGAGCGGUACGAGGACGUGGUGGAGGACUGGUACUUCCGUCACCAGGACCAGAGGCUGGAGGACUUCCUGUGCGAGAAGCACGUCCUGGAGACGUCGGAGCGAGAAUGUCUGAGGGAGGUGUGGGACGGAGACAAAGGGGGGGCCGAGGAGGCGCCAGGCUCGGCGGGGGGGGGGCGGAAGGAGGAGGAGCAGGCGGCGCAGGAUGGAGGAGAACUCUGGGGAGGCACCCCCCCCCAAAAAAAAAAAACAGUUUCUGACGAAGUGAACAGAACAAUGGCUCUUGUUUUGGCUUCUAAGAUGUUUCCUCUUUACCUCCUGUCCCAUUUGGUGACGGCUCGGAGCUACCCGCACCCGACCGAACCGCCCCCCCCGCCCGACUCCGGCCUGGAGCCGGGCCCUCGGACCCGGGACCCCGACGGGGGGUCCGAAGGCGACCGGGGGGAGGUCUUCGCGGUGAGGUGCCACCGGGACGGCGUCGAGGUGAAGAUCCAAGCUCACAUGAUGGAGGACGGCCCCCCCGGGGGGCCCGGGCGGUGGAGGCUGGGGCCCCCCGGGGGGGCGCCGGACGCCUGCGUUGCCCGGGCGACCCCCACCGGGGAGUACGCCAUCAGGGCCCGGCUGGAUGAGUGUGGGAGCAGAGUGAUGGUCGGUGAGAGCCUCCGGUCCACUUUCACGGAGGAUGCCCUGCUGUACCACAACCUGCUGCUUUUCUUCCCCCCGUCCCCAGACGGAGACGGCGGGCUCCAGAUGGGGGCCGCGGUCCCCCUGCUGUGCGAAUACGACAGGAGGUACAGGGUGAGCAGCGGCCCCCUCCGGCCCACCUGGACGCCCCUCGUCUCCGUCCAGUCGGCCCAGCUGCCCCUCGGUUUCCGCAUCAGGCUCAUGACAGACGACUGGAGCAAAGAGAGACGGUCGGCUGUUUACCUCAUGGGUGAGACGGUCCACAUGGAGGCCUCAGUGGACCCUGACCACCGCCCGCCCCUCCGUCUGUACGCGGGCGGCUGCGUGGCCACCCUGAGCCCUGAUGUGGACUCCCACCCGAGAUAUCCCUUCAUAGACCACCAGGGGUGUUUCACCGACUCCCGGCUGAGCGGCUCCGGCUCGCGUUUCCUGCCCCGCGUCCGGGACCACCUGCUCCAGAUCCAGCUGGAGCCCUUCCUCUUCCACCAGGACCACAGGCGCACCGUCGGUGGCUUCCCUCCCGCCCCGUUCCUGAGUAUCUACGUCACCUGUCACCUGGAGGCCGCGCCCGCCUCCCAGACGGAUCACCAGAAGAAGGCCUGCUCCUUUAUUAACGGGAGCUGGAGGUCGGCCGACGGUGACCAUGACGUCUGCCAGAGCUGUGGCGACUCGAACCCUGAGACGGGUCAGAGGAGGAAGCGGGAGCCCACCAGAAAGGAGCUGCACUGGCAAAGCACUUUGGGCCCCAUCCUGCUUCUUCCAGAUCCAGCUGCCGACCGUGAGAAUCCCGGAAUGUGAAUUUAAUAAAGGCACAAAAAGAAGGGCAGACGAAGGCCUCUGUCACGUGGAUUUCAGCCUCUUUUGCUUCACUUGCAGAUGCUUUUGAAACCUGAUGCUCUGGGGGGGGGGUGUAACCUGCUCAGAUACGGUAUAUUUACAUGAGCAGAUCCUUAUCUAACAGUUAAUGGACAAAUGAUUUCCAGAUGGAAUGAUGUAACUAUACAAACGCAGACAGAUUGGUAGAAAUCAAUCUUCUCUCCACUCCGGGCUUUAACGCAGCUGCCGGGGACGCUUUCUUGUUUAAAACCCUUUCCCGCCGGGCACCAAACAUUAAUUACCCCAAAUUGGAUCUGUGCAGCCUGAUGGCUGCGCCGUGGCUGUUAGGACGCUGUCAGCGCCCAGCCGCUCGACUCAGGUGGUGAAAGAGAGCCCAUUAUCCGGCGCGGAGCUCUGUAAAAAGGGCUGAGAGCGCGUGAAGAGAUGAGAGGUGUUUAUUCUUUUAACAGCGAGGCUCACUCAUCUGAAACGGGCCCCAGACGGCUUCCUGUAAUGAUCAUCUUUACAGACACCGUCCCACAAGCGGCUGCAAUAGUCAUGGCUUACAUUUCUAAUGUGCCGUAAAGGAGAAUUUGAGGCAUUAAUCUAUUCGUCUGUGUUGAGGAGAAAAGCCUUUGUAACCUCGACGUGAGAAAUGAGUUGCCGCCUGUUUAGAGAGAUUUGAAAAGGAAAGAAAAGAGCAAGAAAUGCGCCAAUAAAUGCUGAUGCUUCAGCACUAAGUUUAGCCAGAAUCGGCCAUUUAUCCGGCAGAAGCUUUAUUAGAUAAAGGAUAAACAAGAUGUGACGGGAAACGAGGGGCGAGCCAGAGGGGGGGCCGGCAUGCGCAGGCCUUGGC